UUCGAGGAAUGGGUAGAAAUAGCGAGGAGAGCGGGAGGGGUGAGAAAGGAGCGCCUGUCCAGCGACGGCGAAACGCCACCAAUAGCGAAUGUAAUUUCAAAAGAUAGAGCAAUGAAAUUAAGAUUUCUCGCUUCCUCUUACAUUCGGACACUCGACUGGAAUAAUAUCGUGUAUCCGAUUGUGGGUCGAAGUAUCGAAAAAACGUAAUGAGUACAGCGCGUAGCUCGGCGCGUGAAAAAUUCGAAGCCCUUGCAGUGCCGUGUAUCCCAGUUUCCUGAGUACCAUUAAUUUAUUUUAUUUUUUAUUUUUUUAUCUGCAUGAACACGCUUACAUUCUGACUCUCGUCGAAACGAAACUCAUUGCCAUGGAGAGAGAGAGAAAGAGUGUAUAUUGUUCAUUCAUAGAGUUGUGGUCUAGUCGCACGUUCUUGGAGGUCGUGGAUAGAAGAAAUAAGAAAGUGGAGGAAAGGAUCCAUGUAUGGGGGCAUCCCCAUCGUUUCUCUCUUUCCUUCUUUUUAUCACGUCCGUCGAUAAUUGAUUAAAUACAUGUUACAAUGUAUUUAAUCAACCAUCCGCGUUCAAAUCAGCGGAUUUCUUUGUUAUCGAAAACUGAGAGAACAUUGAUGGUUCGAGAGAUAAUAACGUGUGACAUGAAUGGCUAUUAGGAAGGGAGCGUAAUCAGUUGAAUCUAAGUGUCACUGAUGCGCGAACUCCUGCUACUGAACAAGUGGUAGUUGAACGGUUCUCGUCGUCCGUGAGGAAGUCGUAUCAAUAUUCGAUUUAUGCGAACAGUCGUCGACUUAUUUCAAGAGCGCGCGCGAAAUGAACCGAAUACUGCUUUCCAAAUGUUGCGCGUGUGUCGUCGUUGCAUUAUGGCUACAUUUUCCUGUUAUUUACGGAUGGAACGACUCGUCGCAGCCACCGCCGAUUGAUGCAGUCUCUGAUUUAUCAAUCGGCACGAAGAAUCAACAAGGAUCAGUGACGAUUCGUAUAUCUGGACAGGGACGAUUGUUCGUAGAUACAAGACAGGAGGAUGGAAAACAGGAGGAGAAAACGGAUUGUUCGGUUGCUGCCGCGGACAAUUCCAUGGACGAUUUUCCCGUUGAUCUGUUUACUCCAGAUCAACGUCGCAAUGGGGCCGUCGUGUUACACGCUUUACUCGGAUUUUACUGUUUCGUAAUGACUGCCUUCGUUUGCCACGAUUACCUGCUACCAUCCGUCGACCUUAUAUGCGUCAAAAUGAACAUUAGCACCGACGUUGCCGGCGCGACCUUUUUAGCGAUGGCUAGUUCGUUUCCAGAAAUGUUUGUUAAUGUGAUCGGGACGUUUUUGACGCAGUCGGAUCUUGGUACCGGAACGGUGGUUGGAAGCGCCGUUUUCGAUACGUUCGCGACUCCUGCUUGCGGAGCGUUGAUUACCGCCCACGCGAUUCCUUUGGAAUGGAAAACAUUGACACGAGACUGUACAGUGUACGUGAUAUCUGUAGCAACGUUGGUGAUAAUAAUGUGGGACAAUUGGAUUACAUGGUACGAAUCGGUAAUCCUGAUAGCGUUGUUCGUGUUUUACUUGAUUGUGCUGUUUUCCGGCAAAAAAAUCAAACUGUGUGCUCGCAGAGUCGGCGGUCGUUUCUGUACCACAACAUCCGCGAAGCUGUCGAAUAUAGCCGAGAAUUCGGAGAAUUGUCUGACCCCUGAUGGAAUUUAUAAACUACGCUCUCAAAAUGACAUUUAUAUCAUCGACGCGGAUCAUAGAGAAAACUCUAACGAAGCGGAAAGGCGACAGGACGGUAUCCCUGAAACGACGAGCCCUACGCUGCAUUCCUUCAACGAUGAGGAACCAAAAGAAAUUUCUAUGUCCGAGCGUUUAUUCACUUGGCCAAAGCAAAAAAGUGUGUUAGGAAAAUUGUGGUACCUGUCAACUUGGCCAUUGACGUUUCUGCUUUUUAUAACGAUACCCGACUCCAGAAUCGAACGGUUGAAGAACUGGUAUCCAAUAACGUUCGUUGUAAGCGUCAUUUGGAUAGGAAUUACUUCCUAUUUGCUCUCCUGGAUGAUGACUGUGAUCGGUGAAACCGCAGGAAUACCGGAUUCUAUCAUGGGUUUAACGUUUCUUGCCGCCGGUGGAAAUGUGCCGGAAGUCGCAUCCAUAGCGAUUUUAGCGAGGAAGGGGGAUGGAAAUAUGGCUAUGAGUAAUACGUUGGGCGCGAAUAUCCUGGACAUCCUACUGUGUCUGGGUUUACCUUGGACUAUAAUGUGUUUGAUGACGGGCACCGACUUAAAAAUCGAAUCGGGAACGCUGUCGUACAGCGUGCUCUCGAUAGUUGCUUGCAUAAUCGUACUUUAUGCAGUCAUAUGGUUUUACAACUUUGAAUUAAACAAAAAGGUCGGCGUGAUAUGCUUGUUACUGUACAUGACAUUUGUAGUGUUCGCCAGUCUUGUAGAAAUGAGAGUGUUCGCACCCGAUGGUGGGAAGUCGUGUUAGCAAUGGAUAAAAUUCAACACUUUCGAUAUAAUCUGUACGUAUGUACAUUGUUUUCAUGUUUUUCAUCGACUUGUUAUAUUGUACAUACUACAUACCACUGUAAAUAUGUAUAUAUAAUAUAUAUAUAUAUACGAUGUAACGAUCGACCGAUCGCUGUCCUAAACUAAAAUUACAAAUGGUCAAAACUUAAUGACGAUGGAGAAGCGGGUCAACGUGUCGUGCAAUAUCGAUGAUGACCAGUCGUAACCGUUAUUCGUUGAUCGACGGUGUCAUGUGUAUUUUUA
Messenger RNA from Ceratina calcarata, 2764 nucleotides. Its product is annotated as sodium/potassium/calcium exchanger 3. The transcript has 6 exons. Bases 822 to 2480 code for a protein of 552 amino acids. Gene Ontology annotation, cellular component: plasma membrane. The record is from RefSeq and is a predicted model, not a curated record. Gene Ontology annotation, molecular function: calcium, potassium:sodium antiporter activity; calcium channel activity. Lineage: Eukaryota; Metazoa; Arthropoda; Insecta; Hymenoptera; Apidae. Gene Ontology annotation, biological process: intracellular calcium ion homeostasis; calcium ion transmembrane transport.